UGACAGAGUACGCAGUUGUUUUUCGGUCAUAUGAGAAAAUAUAGUCACUUGUUUCAUUUUCGAAUUUUUUUUACAAUGACGUGUAACGUGAACGGAUGUGGAAAUUAUUUGGCAAAAACCAAAAAGAUUGGAGGAAAGAUAAAAUAUUUUUCCUUCCCAAAAGAUCCAGUACUUUCCAAUAAGUGACAUCAAGCAUGUGGAAAAAAAAAUAUUUCAAAAUAUUCUAGGAUAUGUUCAAAGCAUUUUUCUGAUGCAUGUUUUACAAAGAACUUACAACAACAAUUGCUGGGCUAUUCUCCUUCAAAAACUAGAAAGUUACGUCCUGAUGCUAUCCCAACAUUACAUCUUCGUACAGUAUCGAACGAAGGUUCUUCAACUGCGGUGGUAUUAGACGAAAUAAUGACUCCGUCAGCAUCGAACGAAGGUUCCUCAACUCCAUCGACAAGUACAGAAGCUAUUAUGUCUUCCAAAAUACACGAUCUGGAACUCCAGGUGACUGCACUGAAAAAGACGAUAAAGAAGUACGAGAAAGCGAGACCGAAAGAAGACAAAGAACUCGUGGAAAGAAAAAUGUACGAGUUACUGGGAAAAAUAUUCAGUCAAGGACAAAUACGGAUGAUAUUGAAUCCCUCACUAUGUAAGAUGAAAUGGUCUUCCGAAGAUAUCACACACGCGAUAUCCUUGCGAUGUGUCAGCCCAAAGGCAUAUCGUUAUAUGAAGCAUGUUCUGCAAAUACCACUUCCAGGCCUUUCAACAUUAAGAAGAUGCUCCGCAUCUUCUCAAGUUGUUGAGGAAUCAUUUUCUGGACAAAGGGUUUAUCUGGAAGGGGAAAAUAGUUGAUAAGGAAAUAUUGUUU
This is a messenger RNA of Trachymyrmex cornetzi, 856 nucleotides long. RefSeq lists its product as uncharacterized. Bases 400 to 840 code for a protein of 146 amino acids. The transcript has 4 exons. The record is from RefSeq and is a predicted model, not a curated record. Lineage: Eukaryota; Metazoa; Arthropoda; Insecta; Hymenoptera; Formicidae.